Impatiens glandulifera is the source of this 1017-nucleotide messenger RNA. Its product is annotated as peroxidase 55-like. Gene Ontology annotation, molecular function: peroxidase activity; heme binding. The record is from RefSeq and is a predicted model, not a curated record. NCBI's taxonomy places the organism in Eukaryota, Viridiplantae, Streptophyta, Magnoliopsida, Ericales, Balsaminaceae. The transcript is spliced from 2 exons. Gene Ontology annotation, biological process: response to oxidative stress; hydrogen peroxide catabolic process. Bases 16 to 984 code for a protein of 322 amino acids.
UCAACUAAUUAGAAGAUGGAAACUUGGAGAUGUCUGCUAUUCGUGAGCUUAAUAAUGGGAAUUAUGAGUGUAAAUGGGCAACUAAGUGACAACUUUUACAGAACAACAUGCCCCAACGUCAAUUCCAUAGUUAAGCAAGCGGUUUCCAACAAGUUCACUCAAACCUUCACCACCAUUCCUGCCACUCUUCGUCUCUUCUUCCACGAUUGCUUCGUCGAGGGUUGUGAUGCGUCGGUGAUGAUAGCAUCUCCAAACGGAGAUGCAGAGAAGGACGCCGAUGAUAAUUUGUCUCUAGCUGGAGAUGGGUUUGAUACAGUCGUUCAAGCCAAAAGGGCCGUCGAAGCUCAAUGCCCUGGAGUUGUUUCCUGCGCUGAUAUUUUAGCUCUUGCAGCUAGAGACGUUGUUGUUCUGGCCGGAGGACCUUCUUUCACUGUAGAAUUGGGUCGCCGAGAUGGGUUAAUCUCUCAGGCAUCUAGAGUUCAUGGAAAUCUUCCUGGACCUGACGAUAAACUUAACACACUCAAUUCCAUGUUUUCCAAACACGGCCUUAACCAGAUCGAUAUGAUUGCUUUGUCGGGUGCCCAUACCUUGGGAUUCUCUCAUUGCGACCGAUUUGCAAACCGAAUCUACAACUUCUCGGCGGGAAAUCCGGUUGAUCCGUCUCUUGACCCGACAUACGCUCAGCAGCUUAUGCAAGCUUGUCCAAGAGACGUGGACCCGAGGAUAGCAAUCGAUAUGGACCCGGUUACUCCAAGAACGUUUGACAAUGUUUAUUACCAGAAUCUUGAAGCCGGAAAAGGAUUGUUCACUUCCGAUCAGGUGCUUUUCACUGAUAGGAAAUCUCAAUCUACGGUUAAUGAUUUUGCUAGGAGUGAUGGAGUCUUUAAUGCCGCGUUUGGAACAGCUAUGAUCAAGCUUGGUAGAGUUGGAAUCAAGACUGGUAAUAAUGGACAGAUCAGGAGAGACUGUUCUGCCUUCAAUUAGUAAUUUAUUUUUUUAUUGGGUGGGGUGGGUAAA